AUGCCUCAUUCGGAGCCAGCAGAAGGACCUCUGGUCAAGCGACAAAAGCGCGAUGUCGCUCCCAAGGCCUCUUCGGCUUUGCGCCAGUCCUCACGCAUCUUCGCUCCCUUUCGCACCGUCGGCCUGGUGUCUCCCACAAACACGCCGUUUACAUCGAUCCCCAUGGGAAAGACGACUUUCCAAAUCACUACCUCUGUCGGCCGAGCCUUGCAGACAUACGACCUCAAGAGAGGUCUCAACCUGAUUUUCGUCACUCGCCCCCAGACCCCCGCCGAUAUUACCGCCACGCUCGCUUGGAAGGACAAGGUUUUCGCAGCUUGGGGCGAUGGAAGGACCGGUGAGAAGCAGGGUCUUUGGGCCUACAAGCGAGGCAAGAAGGUCGACGAGCUCGAGGUUCCUGCCGACCUGAACGAGCCCAUUCAGAAGAUCCUGAUCUUCGGCUCGUGGAUUGUUGGAUGCGCCUUGACGAGGCUCGAGGUUUGGAAGUCGGAAACCAUGGAGCACUACACUACCCUCCACACCAUGGCCAGUGCCAACGGUGGCAACGAAAUCACGGGCGGCGUCACCAACAUGCCCACGUAUCUGAACAAGGUCUUCGUCGGCCGAAAGGACGGCUGGGUCGAGAUCUGGAACGUCAGCACCGGCAAGCUGAUCUACACCGUUCUCCCCCCCAGCCCGGAAUGUGGUGCCGUCACCUGCCUCGAGCCCUCUCCCGCGCUUUCUCUCCUUGCGAUCGCCUACGCCAAUGGCACGUUGGUCAUCCAGAAUAUCCUGACCGACAAGCCCAUCAUUCAGCUCAAGGCUGGUCACGAAGACGAGCCGGUCACGUCAAUCUCCUUCAGAACCGACGGCAUGGGAGCAGGCCAUGACGGCAGGAAAGAUGGUGUCAUGGCUACUGCGACGGCCGCGACUGGAGACGUCACAUUUUGGGAUCUGAACAACGGAGGCCGUGUCAUGGGUGUCUUGCGGAGCGCCCACAACCCGCCAUCUGAGGACGGACCUCUUGUUCGUGGAGGCAUCAGCAAGAUCGAGUUCCUGCCCGGCCAGCCGGUCGUUGUCACCAGCGGACGCGACAACGCUUUGAAGACCUGGAUCUUCGAUGAGACCCCCUUCUCAGCCGUCCCCCGCAUCUUGCACCAACGCAGCGGACACGCCGCUCCCGUCAAAUGUUUGCAGUUCUUGCCCUCAGACUUUGACGGCGCCGACGCCGGCAACAAGUGGCUUCUCAGCGGUGGUCAGGAUCGCAGUCUAUGGGGAUGGAGUAUGCGUCGCGACGGUCAAAGCACCGAGCUCAGUCAAGGAAACAUCCGCAAGCAGGCGAAGAAGGCCGGUAUCCUGUCUUCAAAGGCUCUUGCGCGAGGACCCACUACGACUCUCGAGGACCUCAAGGCUCCCGAGAUCACGGCCAUCGCCAGCUCUCUGAACCGCGACGGUGGCAUCGGUGCUUUGCCCGGCAACCACCCGAUCUGGCAGAAGCGCAGGGAUAACAAGAAGCAGCAGGAUGCCGAGGUCAGUGGCAUGACCGGCUGGGAGAGUGUUGUCACCGCACACAAGGACGACGCCUGGGCGCGAACCUGGUUCUGGGGUCGCAAGAAGGCUGGCCGUUGGGCAUUCCCCACAGGCGACGGUUCCAACGUGUCUACUAUCGCGAUGAGCCCGUGUGGUACCUUUGCCUUGGUUGGUUCAGUGGAGGGUGGUGUCGACAUGUACAACUUGCAGUCCGGACUUCACCGCCAGCGGUUCCCUUCCAAACUCACUCCUGCGCAGGCCAGGCAAAUGAAGCUGCAGCAACUGAAGCAGGCGGACAACAUCGUCCAGCUUCAGACCGAGGUGGACAGCGGUUUCGCCCCGGGCACCGGCAGGCAUACGAAGGCCGUAACCGGCAUCGUCGUCGACAACCUGAACAAGAACGUCAUCACGUGCUCGCUGGAUGGCAAGGUCAAGUUCUGGGACUUCCUCACAGGCAAGCUGCUGCACCAAAUCAACUGGGCCCCGAUGGCCGCCAUCACGGGGUGCAGGUACCACGCCGCGAACGAUCUGAUGGCCUUCGCCUGUGAUGACAACUCCGUCCGCGUCGUUGACCUCGAAACCAAGAGAACCAUCAGAGAGUUCUGGGGCUGCCAGGGCGCCAUCAACGACUUCUGCUUCUCCAACGACGGCCGCUGGAUCAUCGCGGCCUCCCAGGACUGCGUCGUUAGGAUAUGGGACCUCCCGACCAGCCACCUCAUCGACGCCAUCCGCCUCGAGAAACCCUGCACCGCGCUCGCCAUGUCCUCCUCCGGCGAGUACCUCGCUGCCACGGUCGAGAACGAGCUCGGCGUCGCCAUCUGGACCAACAAGUCCCUCUUCACACACGUCUCGACGCGCCAGAUCUCAGACAAGGAGGCUGCGGUGCUCUCCUGCCCCACAACGUCCGGCGAAGGCAACGAGGGCCUGUUGGAGGCCGCCUUCGAGGACGACGCCGGCGCCGAGGACGAGACUGUCGUCGCGCCCAGCGUCGACCAGCUCAGCGCCGACCUCACGACGCUCAGUCUGGUGCCCAAGAGCCGCUGGCAGACCCUGCUCCAUCUGGACCUCAUCAAGCAGCGCAACAAGCCGACAGAGGCGCCCAAGGCCCCGGAAAAGGCGCCGUUCUUUUUGCCGUCCGUCGGCGCUGGCAAGCAGGCUGCCAACCAGAUCGAGGGCGCCGCCCCUGACGCCGAGGGCGCGAAAUCAAAAUCACGCAUCACCAAGCUGGAACGUGGCCGGCUGCAGGAAGUGUUUACCAGCAAGCUGAUCGACGGUGCCGCUUCAGGCGACUUCGACGACUUCAUCACCCACCUCAAGACCCUCUCCCCUUCCACAGCCGAUCUCGAGCUCCGCUCCCUCAGCCCUGAGGACGGUGGUCUCCUGAACUUCAUCCGCGCGCUGACGAGUCGCCUCGCGGCCCGUCGCGACUACGAGCUUGUGCAGGCGUGGAUGACGGUGUUUUUGAGGCUGCACUUCGACUUGGUCAUGGCCGACCCUGCGCUCCUCGAGGCACUGGGCGAGUGGAAGGCUCUGCAGGAGAAGGAGGCCGGUCGCCUUGAUGACCUUGUUGGAUACUGCAGCGGUGUCGUUUCCUUCCUCAGGAGUCCCCGGACAUGA
This is a messenger RNA of Colletotrichum chrysophilum, 3126 nucleotides long. RefSeq lists its product as uncharacterized. Gene Ontology annotation, biological process: rRNA processing. The record is from RefSeq and is a predicted model, not a curated record. Lineage: Eukaryota; Fungi; Ascomycota; Sordariomycetes; Glomerellales; Glomerellaceae. Bases 1 to 3126 code for a protein of 1041 amino acids. Gene Ontology annotation, molecular function: protein binding. The transcript is spliced from 3 exons. Gene Ontology annotation, cellular component: small-subunit processome; Pwp2p-containing subcomplex of 90S preribosome.